GAAAUAUCGCAAGCAGAUGGGAGGCGCACCUGAUCAAGUGGGCUGGAGACAACUGGAAUCGAGGGAGGGACUGGCUGGCGCAAGAGGCGAUGCUUGAGGUGCCGUAGGUGUGGUUAAUGCGUGUUACUUCAUUUGAGCGGAGGAGAGGGGUUUGAUAGGAGUUGCGUGGUUCAGUGAUCAGGAUCGGUUGUAAACCGUAGUAGUACAUAGAAGUAAAUCCAGAAUAAAAGUGUGUGGACUGGAAAGAGUGGAUUAAAAAAAAAGAAGAAAAAAACAGUUCAAGAAAAAAAAAAGUUUUAAAAAUGGCUAAGAAAAAUCUGGAAAAAAAGAGGACACAAAAUGGAAUGAUGUGCCGCCGCACCUGAAGUGCAAUUGACAUUGCCGAGUGACCGGGACUCUGUGAUAUUUACACAACUCAGUGGAAAUAUAAAGAGACAGGCUGCUUUGCAGGUGGAAAUGGCGUCUCCGAUGUUGAAGACCCUGCGCUUUCACAUCCUGCCGUGGGUUGCCCUGCUGUUCCUGGUCGAGGUCCCGCAGUUUGCAUCUGGGGCCUCCAAGGAGAUCAUAUGCCAGGAAAUCACGGUGCCCAUGUGCAAAGGCAUCGGAUACAACCUGACCUACAUGCCCAACCAGUUUAACCACGACACUCAGGACGAGGCUGGCCUCGAGGUGCACCAGUUCUGGCCCCUGGUUGAAAUCCAGUGCUCCCCUGACCUGCACUUCUUCUUGUGUAGCAUGUACACCCCCAUCUGCCUGGUGGAUUACAAGAAGCCCCUGCCCCCCUGCAGGUCUGUGUGCGAGCGCGCCAAAACCGGCUGCUCCCCCCUCAUGAGGCAGUAUGGCUUCGGCUGGCCGGAGAGGAUGAACUGUGAGAAGCUGCCAGUGUUAGGGGACCCAGAUAACCUCUGUAUGGACUACAACCGGACCGAGACCACCACCACGUCGCCGCUGUUUCAGAAGCCCACCCGUCCCCCAAAGGGCCCCCCGAAAGGGCCCGGGCAGAAGGCUGUGGAUUGUGGGCGGCAGUGCCGCUGCAGGGAGCCCCUGGUUCAGAUCCACCGGGAGGCCCACCCCCUCUACAACAAGAUCAAGACGGGCCAGGUGCUCAACUGUGCCGUCCCCUGCUACGAGCCCUACUUCUCUCAGGACGAGCGCACGUUUGCCACCUUCUGGAUCGGCCUGUGGUCCAUCCUGUGCUUCAUCUCCACCUUCACCACCGUGGCCACCUUCUUGAUCGACAUGGAGCGGUUCAAGUACCCGGAGCGGCCCAUCAUCUUCCUGUCCACCUGCUACCUCUUCGUGUCCAUCGGAUACAUCAUCAGACUGAUCUCCGGACACACCAGCGUCGCCUGCAACAAAGACUACCAGCACGUGCACUACGACACCACCGGCCCCGCGCUCUGCACCGUCGUCUUUCUGCUGGUCUACUUCUUCGGCAUGGCUAGCUCCAUCUGGUGGGUCAUCCUGUCCUUCACCUGGUUCCUGGCGGCUGGCAUGAAGUGGGGGAAUGAGGCCAUCGCCAGCUACUCCCAGUAUUUCCACAUGGCAGCCUGGCUCAUCCCCAGCGUCAAGUCCAUCGCCGUCCUGGCUCUGAGCUCCGUGGACGGGGACCCCGUGGCUGGGAUCUGCUACGUGGGCAACCAGAACCUGGACAACCUGCGUGGGUUCGUGCUAGCCCCGCUGGUGGUGUACCUCUUCACUGGGACCAUGUUCCUGCUGGCAGGCUUUGUGUCUCUGUUCAGGAUCAGAAGCGUGAUCAAGCAAGGGGGAACCAAGACGGACAAGCUGGAGAAGCUGAUGAUCCGCAUCGGCAUCUUCACCGUGCUCUACACCGUCCCGGCCACCAUCGUGGUGGCCUGUUACACCUACGAGCAGCACUACAGGGAGAGCUGGGCCAAGGCUCUCAACUGCUCCUGCCCAGGGAGUGAAGCCCCGUCUGGGCCUGACUAUGCAGUCUUCAUGCUCAAGUACUUCAUGUGUCUGGUGGUGGGCAUCACCUCCGGGGUCUGGAUUUGGUCCGGCAAGACCCUGGACUCGUGGAGGAGGUUCAGCAGCAGGUGCUGCCGAGGCAGGAAGCCCACCAGCGCCUCCAUGUACAGUGAGGCCAGCACGGCUCUGACUGCCAGGACUGGGGUGGCUAGCUCAGGCUCCUACCACAAGCAGGUGCCACUUUCUCAUGUUUAAAGCACAGCAGCGGGGAGCCUGCACUCAGCUUUGUUGUUGUUGUGUGUGUGUGUGUGUGUAUAUGUAAAGAAAAGACUUUUUUUUUUUUAAAUUUUUAAAAAAGUUAAAAAAACAAAUUUAAAAAAAAAGAUAUUUUUCGAUCUACUCCUCAAGCAUUUCAUUGAAAUAUUUUCAACAGAUGACAUCACAUUUAGCACCUCAUAAAGUACCUUAAAUUAAGCAUAAUUAAUGUGUCGGGUAUUUUUCUAUAUAAAAUAAUAAUAAUUCAAAGUCAUCUUCCCCCAAAAACAAGCAGUUGCAGAAAGGGAAUGUUUUUUUAAUUCUCACAGAUUUCAAAUGACAUAUUUAUUGUGGCACUUACUAAGAGCAGCUCAUGCACCCAUCCACUCUCACGAUUCUGAAUGUGGAGUUGAGACCUUUAUUAUUAUUAAGGCACAUAGCUAACCCUCAGAUUUACAGUUUGAAGCAUUUGACAACGAGAAUAAGCCAGGGUCCUAGCUUGGCAAAAAUGAAUACCAUAGUGCUUUAUAUAACCUUCAACCAUAGUUCAUUUUACCGAAAAAAAAACAAACACCCUAUACGUCAUUGCAGUUAACCAGCUUGUGAGAGAGAAAGAGACACUGACUGUGUUGUCAUGUGUAUUAAUCUUCGUUUUCUAAAGUUAAUUUGAUGUCCCUCAAUAGGCUGCCCAUAUAUUUCCAUGUUUUAAAUGCAGCCAGGUGUAUUGUGUGCAAACCUCUUCUUCUUCACAUGAAAAAGCCUUUAGAAAUCAUCUUCCCUCUAUCUCUCUUUCUCUUGCUAAAGACGGCAGGAUGCAUAUGCAUAACAUUUUGUAUUUUUUCCCUACAUGGUCAUCACUCAAGACACUAGAGAGCCCGAGACCACAGUUGUGUACUGCACUAUUAUUUCCAUUGUGUGUUUUCAAGGGUAGGGAGCAUUGGUAUUUGAAUACAUGGGAACACCACACUGUAUAGUCUGAUGACAUCCACAGCAGUGGGUGUCCUGUCCACUAACCUUGUCCCUGACCCUAACCCUGUCCACUGCUAAGAGUCCCUGCGUUUGGAGAUGCCUUGCAGCCCAGCUUGGCUGCUCAGAUGUUAAUGGUAAUUUUGAGUGGCUGCAAUGAAGAAGCACUGCAAUGGAUCAAAUGCUAUAGAUCAGAUGAAUUCUGCAUUUACAAAUCUGCACUGCUCGAGAUCACAAGACUGCACUUGAUGAUUUAUUUUAUUUUAGGAGGCUGUGUGGUCCAGUGGUUAAAGAAACAGGCUUGUAACCAGGAGGUCCCCAGUUCAAAUCCCACCUCAGCCACUGACUCAUUGUGUGACCCUGAGCAAGUCACUUAACCUCCUUGUGCUCCGUCUUUCGGGUGAGACGUAAUUGUAAGUGACUCUGCAGCUGAUGCAUAGUUCACACACCCUAGUCUCUGUAAGUCGCCUUGGAUAAAGGCGUCUGCUAAAUAAACAAAUAACAAAUAAUAAUAAUUUUAAAAAACAUUGUGGGGGGGGGAUGUGAUAGUAUAAAAAUAAAUUGGUAGCUGAUUAAUAUAGUGUUUUGCACAGCUUUACCAGAUAGAAAGCAACACCUUGUAACUGCCAGGACACCUGUUUGUUCUGCAGCAUGGGGAAUUGCAUUUAUCAAGUUACAUCAGCAAGUUUGCCUUGUGAAUAUGAAGUGUGUCAGUGAAACUAUAACCGGGCUGAUCUGGAACUGCAUAGGUGUGAGUGUGUGUGUUAUUUAAACAGCUUUAAAAAUAAUAAUGAUAAUCGUUUCAACAAUAAUUUAAGAAGGUGAACUGCUCUCCUGUACUCUGUCAGAUUAAACUGUGCUUUACUGGUUUAUGAUCUGGUACUACAACUAGUCCCAAUAUGGUAACCAAAACCAAUUUUCCUAUGUGUUGGGGAUGUGCAGAACCAUGUAUUGUGUGGGUUAAUUAUCUUCCCCUUUAACAUGUGUUGCUGAACUCAGUGUAUUCUCUUGUAAGUGCACUAUGCCUCCCAGUGGCCAAAUGCCAGAAUUGCAGUUUUUAACAUUUCUGGGCACUCCACGUAAAAUCAGUCACAGCUAGUGUUCUGUGUGCACCUUGAAAACAGCAACAAGAACCAGGCAACGUAUGUAUCUUAGUGGAAAGAAACCAUGUUAUAACUUCAUGAGGUUUCAAUGUAUCUCCACCUCUGUCUCUCUUUCUCUCAAAGUGCAACAGCCCUUUAGCAGUGUAUGUAAAGCUGAGGGCACACUGAGCCACUUCAGGGCUUAGAACUUGGUUUCAGGCCACUGCAUGGCACAUCAGGGGACUUGAGGUUUGAUACAGCAAAGUUACCUCAAACUAGGUGUCCUGGAACCAGGUUUCAAGCCGCUUUGUUCCCUCAGUUUAAGGUAACCCAUUCGAAACCUCUUUUUAUACAUAGGAGUGGCUUACCACAGCCAGUGCUUCAUGUGGUGAACGACUGGGUCCUGUCUCUCUGUGUCCGUGGUUUCUUUUGUUAUUUUUAUUUCAAGCCCCUCUGUCCUGGCAGUCUGAUUGCAGUAGGCAUGCUGCAUUGUUCUGGUAAGGCUGUGUACACAAUGGCUGAAAUUGCACCAUGUUUGUUAUUGUUGUAUGUUUUGUGGUAACUCUGUAAAUAAGUGAAUAUAUUGCUGAACCCAUUCUGGCUCUCUUGAAAGUCUUAUUUAUAAUUGAAGUUUUAGACUGAGACAGCAAAUUAGCGAGCUGUAGCGCAAUGACAGAACUUCUUAUUUCUUCUUCAAAUGUUGUAACUUUAAUCUUUUGUAACACUGAUGUCUUUGGGUCAUGUGCUCAUGAUAGUUUUGAAACUUAUAUGUAUUUUACUUUACGAAGAGUCAGAUUUAGAUAUUUAUGAUAAAGAAAAGAGUGGUUAUUUUUGUCCGCUGAUUAUUGUAGAGAAUAAACUGUUUUACAGUCUCUGUAUCUAGUCUGUGUGUGCUUGUUGUUCUUCUACUUGUACUUAAAAACGAAAUAAUAAAUGAACACAAUUCUGGACCGCCCCC
This is a messenger RNA of Acipenser ruthenus (sterlet), 5190 nucleotides long. Its product is annotated as frizzled-5-like. Lineage: Eukaryota; Metazoa; Chordata; Actinopteri; Acipenseriformes; Acipenseridae. The record is from RefSeq and is a predicted model, not a curated record. Gene Ontology annotation, molecular function: Wnt receptor activity; Wnt-protein binding. The coding region runs from base 457 to 2184 and encodes 575 amino acids. Gene Ontology annotation, biological process: non-canonical Wnt signaling pathway; canonical Wnt signaling pathway. The transcript has 2 exons. Gene Ontology annotation, cellular component: plasma membrane.